AUGUUCAGCAGUUUCAGACUGCCCUAUAGGUCACGGACUAACUUUUUCCGAUCAAUGGACUAUAAGUUUGUUGGAGAUACAUCAAUGUGGAAGGACACUUCAGAUGUGAAUAUGAAUAUGAUUGAGUUUGUGACUUCACCAAACAACCCUGAUGGUCAGUUGAAGAAGGCAGUGCUGAGAGGGUCCUCAGUGAAAACAAUUCAUGAUUAUGCUUAUUAUUGGCCCCAUUUUACAGCAAUUCCAGCACCAGCUGAUGAAGAUCUCAUGUUGUUUACUCUUUCUAAGCUUACUGGCCAUGCUGGCUCCAGAUUUGGGUGGGCAUUGAUAAAGGAUGAGGAAGUUUAUGAGAGAAUGUUAAAGUAUACUGAUCAAAUUAGCUUUGGGGUUUCUCAUGACACCCAGUUAAUAGCAUUGCAGCAACUCAAAGCAAUUUUCCAAGGGAAUAAUGGUAGUGAUAUUUUUGAGUUUGGAUUCACAACAAUGAGGAAGCGCUGGGAAAUUCUGAGCAAGGCAUUAUCAGAAUCGAAUCGCUUCUCUAUCCAAAAAAUUGAACCCCAAUUUUGCACUUUUUAUCAACAACUCAGAGGACCUUCUCCAGCUUAUGCAUGGUUGAAAUGUGAAAGGGAUGAAGAAGAAGAUUGCUAUGAAGUGCUGAGAGAGAAUGGUAUAAUCAGCCGGAGAGGAAGUGUAUAUGGUGCAGAAAGGCGGUAUGUGCGUCUCAGCCUCAUCAAGACCCAGGAUGACUUUGAUUUAUUAAUGCUCCGGUUCAACUCAUUAUUCUCUCAAGAAAAUUAUUAUGGGAUUGAAACUAUUAUGUGA
Camellia sinensis is the source of this 819-nucleotide messenger RNA. NCBI's taxonomy places the organism in Eukaryota, Viridiplantae, Streptophyta, Magnoliopsida, Ericales, Theaceae. The record is from RefSeq and is a predicted model, not a curated record.